GUCGCCGUGGGGGUGUGGCCCCGCUCGCGCCGCGAACUCACUCUCUCGCCUCAUGUAUGAGCGGAGCUGGGGCUCCGCGCCGCCACACCGACGGAGGCACCGGGACAGCGGCGCCAUGGCUUCGUCUCACGGAAAGCACGAGCUCCGCUUCGCCGACUGGAUGGCAAGUUUACCGGGGAAUCUGCACAAUAUUCCUCUCACCAACCUGGCCAUACCUGGCUCCCAUGACUCUUUCAGCUUCUACAUUGACGAAUCCUCCCCAGUUGGACCAGAGCAGCCAGAAACCGUGCAGAACUUUGUCUCUGUGUUUGGGACAGUGGCCAAGAAGCUGAUGCGGAAGUGGCUGGCCACCCAGACCAUGAAUUUCACCAGCCAGCUAGAAGCUGGCAUCCGCUUCUUUGACCUACGCAUCUCCACCAAACCACGUGACCCCGACAAUGAACUUUACUUUGCUCAUGGGCUAUUCAGCGCCAAGGUGAAGGAAGGGCUGGAGCAGAUCAACACCUUCCUGGCGUCUCAUGCCCGCGAGGUGGUCUUCCUAGACUUUAACCACUUUUAUGGUGUGCAAAACCUCCAUCACGAGAAACUGGUGCGGAUGCUCCGCGAGGUCUUUGGGGACAAGCUUUGCCCCGCCAUCUUUGCUCAGGAGGUGACGCUCCGUUACUUGUGGGAGAAGGAGCUGCAGGUGCUAGUCUUCUACCAUAAUCCUGUAGCACUGGAUGUUCCCUUCCUGUGGCCUGGCCAGAUGAUGCCUGCCCCCUGGGCCAAUACCACCGACCCAGAAAAGCUAAUUCAGUUCCUGCAAUCUUCUGUCGCUGACCGGAGACGCAAAGGCACCUUCUUUGUCUCCCAGGUUGUCCUCACCCCCAAGGCCAGCACGGUCAUGAAGGGUGUGGCCAGCGGCCUGCGGGAGACCAUCACUGAGAGGGCCCUGCCGAGCAUGAUGCAGUGGAUCCAUUCUCAGAGACCCGGCGAAGGCGGUGUAAACAUCAUUACGGCGGACUUCGUGGAGCUGGGCGAGUUCAUCAGCACGGUCAUUGCCCUCAACUACCUGCUGGAUGAGGAGGACGAUAGCGCCACCUGAUCAGGGUUCGGUCCCACUGGUGCGUUCACAAGGGGAACUAGAGCUUUUAGGGCUACCCAUAUAUGACUGGGUGGGACUCAUGUCUAAUGCGACUAUUAAUUUACCUUUUUCGAGCUGUAACAGAGUUCAAUAGCAUUGUUUCGUAAUCUUUGGGGGAGUGAGCAAAAGAAGUUACUGUGCUCGUGCUUCUUCUCAGCAACAUCCGGUACUCCUUUGGUCGUACUUCUGCAUCAUCUUCUUUUCCGUGUUACUGCUCGCUGAAGCAAGAUAAAUCAAGUGUACAAUGUGCUUGUCCGGCAGGUAUUUCAGUGAAGGUUACUGUCUCCCUGCAAUGCACACAUCGUGAAUAAUAUUGUUAUGGCGCAAAAAUGCUGAAGUUGUAAAAGUGUUAUGAAAUGGUCAUGAAAAAAUGCAUUUGUAUCAUAAUGACUGAGGCUACGAUAUUGAUGUUGUUGCGUUAGAACUAUCACAUGUGAAAUGAAUACAUAAAAAAAAGCUGUGUAAUUAGCAUUUUUAGAGGUAACCCAGAGGAACAUCCCAUUGCUAAUACUGCUGCAGUAAACGUUAUCCUGCAUGAGGGUAAUGAUUUUUUUAAUAAAAUCUGCUACUUCUUUAACAAAUGACAAUGAUUCUCAUGUACCCUACCUUUAUAUUCAUUGAACUCAUGAAUAGAAGAUGCUACAUUGUAUUGAUGACAACCUCAAACCACCCAUUAGGUCAGGUUUCCUCUAUGUAGCCCCUUCGGUAUAGUCUCAGAAUAUACAAAGGGAAUAAAUAUCAGCGACAAAUGUUAGCGGGUGAAUUAAAUUUACUGCAGCCAGUACCAUAGCGGCUGGAGUGUCUUUAAGAAUGCCUUAAGUAUUUGCUUUUAUGUUUUUGCUGGAUAUAUUGAAUACCUGCUCAAGUGUUUGGGAAACUGCAUAUUAAAAACUUAGAUUAUUAAGCAGAGGUGGAGAGCUGAGGUCUCAAGUAAUCUGUAACAUUAGAUCUGAUGCUUUAAUGGCUAAUCUUAGAAAUCUUUAAAAAUCACAGUGGGGAUUUUACAGGAGCACUCGAGUGUCACUGAAAGCAGACACUGGAGAAAAAAAAACUAAUUUGAAAUAUCUAAGUUACAUAAUCACUCUUCUGAAAAAAAAAAAACUUAAGUAUUAAUCUUAAAAAAAGUAUAUAUUCCAGGUAUAUGUAUUAGUAUU
Molecule: messenger RNA, 2277 nt
Organism: Paramormyrops kingsleyae
Lineage: Eukaryota; Metazoa; Chordata; Actinopteri; Osteoglossiformes; Mormyridae
Gene: plcxd3
Product: phosphatidylinositol-specific phospholipase C, X domain containing 3
Biological process (GO): lipid metabolic process
Cellular component (GO): synapse
Molecular function (GO): phosphoric diester hydrolase activity
Source: RefSeq, a predicted model, not a curated record